This is a messenger RNA of Dermatophagoides farinae (American house dust mite), 1224 nucleotides long. RefSeq names its product retinol dehydrogenase 7. Gene Ontology annotation, molecular function: oxidoreductase activity. Lineage: Eukaryota; Metazoa; Arthropoda; Arachnida; Sarcoptiformes; Pyroglyphidae. Gene Ontology annotation, biological process: steroid metabolic process. Gene Ontology annotation, cellular component: intracellular membrane-bounded organelle. The record is from RefSeq and is a predicted model, not a curated record.
CAGCAACAACAGCAGCCAUAUUUAUAUAUUAGACAUUACAUUUUCAUUUCAUUGUUGACAAUAUUAUUCUUAUUAUGUCAAAUACAUUCAUUUCAUGCCAUCAUACAAUGGUUACAGGAUACAUUGUUCAAUUUAUUCAUCAUAUAUGUUGCAUGGAAUGUUGCCUAUUUCAUUCAUGAUUGGCUUGAAUAUUCGACAAAUAUUUUGCCAAAAAAUCAUCGACUAUCCGAUAUGGAUAAACGUGCUAUUUUGAUUACCGGAUGUGAUUCUGGUUUCGGUUUGUAUUUGGCACAAAAUCUUCAUCAACAAGGUUAUCAUAUUAUUGCCGGUUGUUUAUCGAUACAAUCGAUUGGUGCAAAAAAAUUAUGUGAAAAAAAUUAUGAAAAAAUUUUCAUCGUUGAAAUGGAUGUAACCAAUGAACAAAGUGUUAAUAAUGCCCGUGAACAGAUUCAAAUGUAUUUACAAUCGAAACCGGAAAUUUCACUUUGGUCUAUCGUCAAUAAUGCCGGUAUUAUGUCAUUGUGUGAAAUUGAAUUCGGUAACAUGUCAACAUUCACCAAACAAAUGGAUGUAAACGGAAUGGGUGUUGUGCUAGUGACGAAAACAUUUCUUCCACUAUUACGACAUAAUCAUUUUGGUCGAGCACGUAUUGUAAAUAUAGCUAGUUUAGCCGGACGUUUUACAAUGCCCGGUUUUGUUGCCUAUUGUAUGUCGAAAGCUAUCGUCAUUGCAUUCACUGAUGGAUUACGUCGUGAAUUAGCUAAAUGGAAUAUUGAAGUUGUAUCGAUUGAACCACAUCUUUAUCGUACAAAUCUGGUCAAUCAACAACGUUUGAUUGCCGAAUUUGAACAACAAUGGAAUCAAAGUGAAGAAUCGAUUCGAAAAGAUUAUGGCCGAUCAUAUCAUGAAGGUUUCGUACGUACAAUGACACAAGCAAUGGAUAGUGCACGUUCAGAAAUCGAACAGGUAGUUCGUACAAUGGAACGAGCGGUUACCACAACACAGGUAGAAUAUUCAUAUACGGUGGCACGUUAUUCAGAACGAAUAAGAAUCUGGUUCUGGCAAACAAUUGCACCAAUUUGUGUUAUUGAUUUUUUUAUGAGAAAAUUUCUGACCGAUUGUAAUGGACAGCCAAAAAUGUUGAAAGAAAAAAUGAUUAAUCCAAGAAAUGUUGUUGAUUAUCAUAAAUCUAAAUAAACUUUGAUCGUUUCCGUUUACAUUUUA